Lucilia cuprina (Australian sheep blowfly) is the source of this 6149-nucleotide messenger RNA. RefSeq lists its product as uncharacterized. Gene Ontology annotation, cellular component: nucleus. The transcript is spliced from 11 exons. The record is from RefSeq and is a predicted model, not a curated record. NCBI's taxonomy places the organism in Eukaryota, Metazoa, Arthropoda, Insecta, Diptera, Calliphoridae. Gene Ontology annotation, biological process: regulation of telomere maintenance. The coding region runs from base 183 to 5972 and encodes 1929 amino acids.
ACAAUAGAAAAAGUUUUACAAGAACAUUGUGUAAAAUAUUAAAAAUUUAUUAAACAAAUAGAUUAAAGUUUGAAAAACGUGAAAAAAGUGAAAAUAAAACAAAUAUAGACAUUUUAACAAAAACGACAAAAGACACCAUAAUUGCUUAAAGGGCUGAAUUGUAAAUUUAGUUUUAUUACAAAAUGUGGAAUCAAUGGUCGCAAUAUGCAGCGGCUCCGCCUUUACCAACAACAGCUCCACCACCUCCGCCCCAGGAACCAAGUGGAGCUACUGAACAAGCGGCUCCAGCUAUUAUAGGACCCAUGUUGCCUACGGCAACGGUGGCACCACCAACAGCAGCAGCAGCCCCUAUGCCGGGACCUACAAUGCCUGCUGCUGCAGCUGUUCCUGCAACUGGCGGUGCCGGUGCAAAUCCUUAUUCGCAAUAUACAGCUGCUCAAUAUGCAGCUAUGACACCAGAACAACAAUAUGCUCUACAGCAACAUUGGCAACAAUGGCAAAAGUAUCAAGAGGAAUAUGCCAGAUGGCAUGCCCAAUAUGGAGAGCAGUACAAACGUGAAAUGCAAUUGGCACAAGCCACCACUGCAGUCGCACCGGCCACACCAGCUCCUGCUGCCACGCCUGCCUAUUCAACUAGCUAUUAUCAACAACCAUCAACUGCACCACUUAAUAAGAUUACGGGUCAGCCUCAGUUAUAUACACAACCGCCACCACCACAAACUGCAGGCCCAGAUGUUACAAGCUAUCCGCCGGUAGGACCAGCCGCCAGUGUAACACAACAACCACCACCACCAUGGCAACCACCUUCAUUUAACCAACCACCACCAAAUUUCAAUCAACAAAGUGCCAAUACCAAUAAUUCCAAUAUGAAUUCACAUUACCAACAACCGCCUUGGUCAGAGGCACCAAAACAAGGUAUACACGCCGGACCACCACCGACGCCACAAACAGGCACGGAAAACAUUAAUAGUCAGGGUAAUCGUGGACCAAAUAAUUGGCAAGGACCGCCUAAUAAUAGAGGGUCAGAUAGUUGGCAAAACAAUCAGUCGGUUAAUCGAGGCAGUGGACCUAAUAAUCGUUCAAAUAAUAAUUGGAAUAAUCAAAAUGCUGCAGAUAAUAUGGGAGGUCCUCCAAAUAAUUGGAAUAAUCAAGCAUCAAAUAAUCGUAAUAUUGGUGGCAAUAAUAGAGGUAAUUUGACUGUCGCAGAUGAUAAUAUGCCUAUUUCAGAUGAUAAUAUGCCACCCUCGGAUGAUAGUCGCCCCAGUGAAUACGAUAAUAUGGCUGAUGAUGUUGAUGAUAUGGAUAAUAAUGGGCCUAACAAUAAUCGUAAUUUUGGUGGUCCCAGUAAUUGGAAUGAUAGGGGUAAUAAUCAAGGCGGUCCGUCUUCAGGAAAUGAACGUAAUCGUGGUCCAGGCAAUUGGAAUGAAGGUCCAAAUAAUAGAGGACCCAAUGGUAAUCGUGGUCCCAAUAAUUGGAAUGAUGGACCCAACAAUAAUCUUGGUAAUAUGGGUUCUAAUACUUGGAAUGAUAAUAAUGCCAAUAAUCGUGGACCUAAUAAUCGUGGUCCUAAUAACUGGAAUGAAGGACCCAACAACAAUCGUAGUAACGCACCCAAUAAUUGGAAUGAAAGACCCAACAAUGACCGUGGUCCUGGUUCCAAUAACAGGAAUGAUGGACCUAACAACAAUCGCGGCCCUAACAACUGGAAUGACGGACCCAAUAAUAAUCGUGGUAAUAACAACUGGAAUGAAGGACCUAAUAAUAACCGUGGCUCAAAUAACUGGAAUGAGGGUCCAAAUAACAGAGGACGAAAUAAUUGGAAUGAUGGACCCAAUAACAAUCGGGAAAAUUGUGGUCCUAAUAAUAGAAACGACAAUUACAAUAACCGUGGACCAAAUGAUCGUAACUUUGGUCCCAAUAAUCGAGGUCCCAAUAAUCGUGGAUCAAAUGAUUGGAAUGAUGCGCCCAACAACUUUGGAUCCAAUGAACGUAAUUUUGGUCCCAACAAUCGUUCAAAUGAACGUGAUUUCCGAGGUCCUGAUAAUGGACCAAAUGAACGUGGCCGCAAUAAUGAAGGUCCAAAUCAAAGGGGUGGUGCUCCAGGCAACAAUCGUGUCGCUAUGGCUGAUUUGGAUGAAGAAAUGUUCGAUCGUCAGUUCCGUAAGUGGGAGCAACAAUUUGAAGAUUGGAAAAAGGCCAAUGCUAACCAUCCUGACAGGGAAAUGUACAAGCGUUAUGAACAGGAGUUUCAAAAUCAACGCAAUCGCAUAGCCGAGAGACGUGAACAAAUGCGUAGACGUAAACUAGAACAAAUGGGUCUAGAUCCAAAUCAACCACCACCACAACCCUCUCCCUCAAAUCGUUCUCAAUCGGGAGACAACCGCGAUUCCUCUGGUAGGAAAAGAAACGAUUCAAUAGGAAGUCAACAAAGCUCUAGUUCAAAACAAAAUCUAGAACACAAUCAAAACAAAUCCUUCGAUAAACAAACAAAUAAAACUGCUCAAGAAACUAAAACACAGCCAGAAAUACAACAGGAGAAAGUUGAGGAAACUAAGAAACCUCAAGAUGAAGUUAAAAAAGUGCAAGAUGAAACUACUAAAUCUGCCAACAAUAGAGAAACUCCACAACAACAAAAGAAAAAUACUGCUACACCGUUGGGAAAACGUAAAAGUCGUUUUGAUACCCCAAAGACACCAGCCAACAAAAUAAAACCAGUCGAAGUGACAGAGGUCAUUAAUUUGGACGAUGAUGGCGAUGAUGAUAAGGUCGAAGAAAAUCAAGGCAAUAUGUCUGAAAUCUUUAAAAAAGUCGACGGUAUACCCGGUUUAGAUUUGAACGAUGAUACAUCAUCUAAAGAUGUAGACACAACAAAUAAACCAGAACCGAAAAAAAUUGGUAAAGUUCAAGCUGCUGUUGCUGGCACUGCUACUGCAACACCAAAGAAAAUUCCUUCUUUGUUUGAUAUAAAAGUUGAUAAACCUGAUAUGUCGGAUGUGAAACAGCCUCCGGCAACUAGUGCAAAUGCUAUACCAGAUUUAGCUAAAAGUUUAAAUGAUCCAGAUUUUUUGAAAAAGAUUUCAGAAGCUGUGGCUCAGGCUAAGGGUGGUGAUGCUGCAACAACAAAGUCGCAAGAUGUUGAUAAUCGCCAAAUGUCAUUUAAUGAAUGGCAAAAACGUAAUCAAGGCGGAGGCGUUGAGAAUAAAGCAAAUGAUGUUAAUGCCGAACAAGAUAAUACUAAUUCCCGGGAAAGUUUCCGUGAUAGAGCCUCUGAUCGUUCAGAAAUGGGUGAUGAUAUGAAUUCAAAUAUUAGUGCUAACAGUGGUGGUGGCAUGCGAGGAGGCAGAGGUAUGCCUAAUAAUAUAGGUCCUAAUAACUUUGGUCCUAAUAACAAUUUUGGCCCUAAUGGUCCUAAUAACUGGGGACCCAAUGGCCCUAACAAUUGGGGUCCUAAUGGUCCUAAUAACUGGGGUCCUAAUGGUCCUAAUAACUGGGGUCCUAAUGGUCCUAAUAAUAAUUUCGGCCCUAAUAACUGGGGUUCCAAUGGUCCAAAUAAUUGGGGCCCUAAUGGACCCAACAACUGGGGUCCUAAUGGUCCUAAUAACUGGGGCCCUAAUGGUCCCAACAACUGGGGUCCCAAUGGUCCUAACAAUAAUUUCGGCGGACCUAAUAAUAGAGGUGGCAACAAUUUCGGACCUAAUGGACCGAAUCGUAAUUUUGAUGGUCCCAACUUUGGCCCUAAUGAUGGUCCCGGCCGCAACUUCGGACGUAAUGGUCCCAACUUUGGACCCAAUGAUGGACCUGGUCGUAAUUUCGGACGCAAUGGCCCUAACUUUGGACCUAAUAACGGUGCAGGCCGCAAUUUCGGCCGCAAUGGUCCCAAUUUCGGCCCUAAUGAUGGCCCGGGAGACAAUUUUGGUCGCAAUGGUCCCGGUGGCAAUAGACGAAAUAUGGGUCGCGAUGGCUCUAAUGAUAGACGUGAUGGUUCUCAAAAUAGACGCGAUAAUUCCAAGAACAGAAAUCAACCCAACAAGGAUAUUACAGAUGAUGGUGGAAGUGGCAAUCGUGGCAAUGUUAAUAAUCCAUUCAGACGCAAUGAAGCUCCAAAAAUACCCAGUUUAGAACCGCAAGAUGUUGGCAAACCAAAUGACCAAAAGGAGUCCUGGAUUAAAGGCCCUGCUGAUCGUGAUAAUCUCGAUUAUGGUGACUACUAUCGACCGGUACAAGUCAUAGACUAUUCAAAUAGUAAUGCCACGCCCACCACAACCAUACUGCCAAAAGUUAUCGAUUAUGGUCAUAAACCGGUGAUGAAUGAUGGUGAUGAUGAUGAGGCUGAUAAUAAUGCUUUUAAACCUUUGAAAAUAAUCAAUUAUGAUCACGCCUCAAAGGCAAAGAAUAAUCCACAACAAUGGCAACAGCAACAACGUGGAAAUGCUAAUCAAAAACGUAAAAAAAGAAAAAAUAAUAAAAAUAAUCAACAGCAGCAAAAAAAUCAGAAACCAAAUCAACAACAACAGCAAAAGCAACAGCAACAGCAGCUGCAGCAGCAACAAAAACAAAUACAAGCGGUUCAAAAUCCCUUCAACACCUCAAAUGAGCAAAAGGAUUUACAAGAACAAAAUAAAAAUGCUGAUGCCGAUAAAGAACAGGCUGAUCUAGAAGAAAUUUCUGAUUUUGAAGAUAUGCCUGAAGAAGAACCACAAUCACCACCACCUCCGCCACCGCCUAUGUUCAAUUCAAGCGGUACUUUUACACCAUUUGAUACACAACAAACACCCUCUUCAAUAUUUCCCUCAACAGCUGAAGCUAAUGAAAAUCUACCGAAAAUUUCAUCGACUCAUGUUCAAAUGUCCAUACCCACAGAGGAGAAUAAUAAUACCAUUUCAAUUGAUGAGAUACUCAUGAAACCGGGACGUCAAACAAGACCCAAAAAGAUUUGUAUUAUUCUAAGAGGUCCACCCGGUAGUGGUAAAUCUCAUGUAGCUAAGCUUAUAAAAGAAAAAGAAAAGGAAAUGGGUGGUAAUAAUCCACGCAUUUUAAGUAUUGAUGAUUAUUUCAUAAUCGAAAAUGAUUAUGAAGAAAAAUGUCCCAAAACUGGCAAGAAAAUUCCAAAAAAGGAAAUUCUUUAUGAAUACGAUAAAGAUAUGGAGGAGAAAUAUAUGGAAUAUUUAAUAAAAUCUUUCAAAAAAACUAUUGCCGAUAAUUUCUAUGAUUUUAUUGUUAUCGAUUGUAAUAAUAAUUCUUUACGUUCAUUGAAUGAAUUUUAUUGUCAUUCAAAAGAUUCGGGUUUUGUGCCCUAUAUUAUAGAUCUUUUUUGUGACUUGGAAACUUGCCUUAAUCGCAAUAUUCAUGAACGCAGUGAAAAUGAUAUUAAAGAAAUCAUUGAUACCUGGAAGACUACACCUUGUCAUUAUAUUAAAUUAGAUAUUUCUAGUUUAUUGCAGAAUAUUGUUGAAAUGGAAGAUGCCGAGGACAUGGUUGUGGAUGAUAAUACAAUUAGUGAAAAUUAUGCUGAUAAUAGUAAUAUGACAACGUCGGCAGAUAAUGAACAAAAUAAUGAAGCAGCAGAUAUUGAGGCAAAUGAUAAUGUCAAUCAAGAUAAUAACGACGACGACAAAGAUGAGGAUGAUAGUAAUGAUUCAACGGCAAAUUGUGGCUUCUUAAAAAGCAAAUGGGAAACUGAUACAACCACACAAAAUUUGGCCCGCUUGGAUGGUACUAGUAAAUUGGCGACAAAACGUAAACCCACUAUGGAGGAAUAUUUACAAAUGGAUGAAUGGCAACCGCCUACAGAUUCCAAAGGCAAAAAACGGGUACGAUGGGCUGAUAUCGAAGAAAAACGUGAACAGGAGAAAAUGCGUGCCGUUGGCUUUGUUGUGGGUCAAACUGAUUGGAAACGUAUGAUGGAUCCUAAUGCAGCUAAACGUGCAUUAAAUAAAACUAAAUAUAUUGAACGUGUUAAUAAAAGGCGUUAAUAAGAAACUAGUGAUUUCUUUAACUAUUUAAAUAUCGCAUUUAUUGAAAUGUUGUAAACAUAUUUAAUUUUGUUUGAAAUUUGCACGACUAUUAAGGAUUUUUUUCGUUUUGAUUUUAAUAACCAUAUGCAUUCGUAAUUUUAUUUACUUAACGUGUUUUAAUAUUUAAACAAACAA